AAAGGCGGGAUUUACAUUUUUUCUGGGCUUGUUAUUGGUUGUUUUUUUUUCCUUCGCUCCCUGGCACCAGAGGCUGAUCCACCAAACGGAAGCGACGACAGUGUCAUAUUUCAAUGAGAAAAUUGUGAAAUUCGAGACCUAGACGUAGAAAUUGUCCCAGCCCCCAGCCAAGAUGAUCCACAGCCUGUUCCUGGUCAACGCCUCAGGAGACAUUUUUCUGGAAAAACACUGGAAGAGCGUGGUCAGCCGCUCCGUGUGCGACUAUUUCUUUGAAGCCCAGGAGCGUGCCACUGAACCGGAGAACGUCCCGCCUGUCAUCCCCACGCCGCACCACUACCUCAUCAAUGUUCUCAGACAUCGCAUCUACUUUGUGGCAGUCAUCCAGAGCGAGGUGCCGCCACUCUUUGUCAUUGAGUUUCUGCACAGAGUCGUCGACACGUUCCAGGACUAUUUUGGCGUAUGCACAGAGGCCGCCAUUAAAGACAACGUGGUUGUGGUCUAUGAACUUUUGGAGGAGAUGCUGGACAACGGUUUCCCUCUGGCCACUGAGUCCAACAUCCUCAAAGAGCUAAUCAAGCCCCCCACCAUCCUCCGCACGAUGGUCAACACCAUCACAGGCAGCACAAAUGUAGGUGAACAGCUCCCUACUGGUCAGCUGUCAGUGGUGCCAUGGCGACGCACCGGAGUCAAGUACACCAACAAUGAAGCUUACUUUGACGUGGUGGAGGAGAUUGACGCGAUCAUUGAUAAGUCGGGUUCCACCAUAACUGCAGAAAUCCAGGGAGUAAUUGAUGCCUGUGUCAAACUGACUGGCAUGCCUGACCUGACAUUGUCAUUUAUGAACCCUCGACUGCUGGAUGACGUCAGCUUCCACCCGUGUGUCCGAUUCAAGCGCUGGGAAGCUGAGCGUAUCCUCUCCUUUAUCCCUCCCGAUGGAAACUUCCGUCUACUCUCUUAUCAUGUCAGCUCUCAGAACCUGGUGGCCAUUCCAGUGUACGUCAAACACAACAUUACUUUCAGAGAAGGAAGCUCCCAGGGCCGUUUUGACUUGACGCUGGGCCCCAAGCAGACCAUGGGCAAGGCUGUGGAGUCGGUGCUGGUCAGCAGUCAGCUCCCCCGGGGUGUCCUCAAUGCAAACCUUAACCCCUCGCAAGGAACAUACACCUUUGAUCCAGUCACAAAGUUAUUGAGUUGGGAUGUAGGCAAGAUCAACCCACAGAAGCUUCCCAGCCUGAAAGGCACCAUGAGUCUUCAGGCGGGAGCCUCCAAACCUGAUGAGAACCCCACCAUUAACAUUCAAUUCAAGAUCCAACAGAUGGCCAUCUCAGGGCUGAAGGUAAAUCGUCUGGACAUGUACGGUGAGAAAUACAAACCUUUCAAAGGCAUCAAGUACAUGACUAAAGCUGGGAAGUUCCAGGUCCGAACAUGAAAAGACAGCAGUUCUGCCCCCCAAAACGGACCAAACCUCCAUGAGACUGACUGCGGAUGUAAUGCAUUGGAUUCAUAUAUUUUCUGUUUACACACGUCAACAUGUAUUUCCGCAUUUGUAGCAGUAACAAAAUGAUCAACUUACUGCUAAUGUAUUCCUACUAACUGAAUAUUUAUUGAUUACAUUUAGGGUAAAAUGGCGGUGCUGGUCUGGUGCUGUUUACAUAUAGAAAAAAAAUACUAUUUCCUUGAUUGAAAUGACUAUGGUCAACUUUGUUGCACACAAAUUAUUAACAUAUUUUUGUUUUUCUAUAUUUUUCUUCCCCCACUACCUAGUUUAUUCAUUCAUUCAUUUUCUACCGCUUAUCCUCACGAUGGUCGCUGGGUUCCUGGAGUACACCCUGGACUGGUCGCCAGCCAAUCACAGGGCACAUAUAGACAAACAACCAUUCACACUCACAUUCAUACCUAUGGACAAUUUGGAGUCGCUAAUUAACCUAGCAUGUUUUUGGAAUGUGGGAGGAAACCGGAGUACCCGGAGAAAACCCACGCAUGCACGGGGAGAACAUGCAAACUCCACACAGAGAUGCCCGAGGGUGCAAUUGAACCCUGGUCUCCUAGCUGUGAGGCCUGCGCGCUAACCACUCGACCACCGUGCAGCCUAGCUAGUUUAUGUGUGUUUAAAAAAAAAACAAACUAAUAUUUCAGUGCAAAAGUGCUGUGUGGACCAUUUUUAUUUCUUAUUUAUUAUUUUGAAUCCCUGCUUCUCCACUUUCUGCAUACUUUUACCUGUAAAUUGACCAAAAACAGGAAUAUAACCCACUGUUGUACUCGUAUUACAGUACUGAAAGAAGCUGAUGUUAGUUACAGGCACUUUCAGCAGUGGUGUUAUGGACCACUACUGAAAAAGAAAAAUACAUUUCAUGUGUGUGUGUGUGUGUGUGUGUGUGUGUCAGCAUCCUGCAGCCUUGUGUU
Molecule: messenger RNA, 2403 nt
Organism: Doryrhamphus excisus (bluestripe pipefish)
Lineage: Eukaryota; Metazoa; Chordata; Actinopteri; Syngnathiformes; Syngnathidae
Gene: ap3m2
Product: adaptor related protein complex 3 subunit mu 2
Biological process (GO): intracellular protein transport; vesicle-mediated transport
Cellular component (GO): clathrin adaptor complex
Source: RefSeq, a predicted model, not a curated record